Molecule: messenger RNA, 920 nt
Organism: Xenopus tropicalis (tropical clawed frog)
Lineage: Eukaryota; Metazoa; Chordata; Amphibia; Anura; Pipidae
Gene: lbhd1
Product: LBH domain containing 1
Exons: 4
Coding region: 11-409 (132 amino acids)
Source: RefSeq, marked provisional
UGAUUCCAGCAUGGCUCCUGGAGGAAAGAUUAACCGUCCAAAGAAAGAUUUACAGAAGAAUCUGUUCAAACGCCGUCGCGUUCUGAGUCGAGAAAAGCGCAAGAAGCACAAAAUUGUUGGAGCUGUGGUGGACAAAGAAUUAAUAACUGUCAAUCACCUCAGGAAGAGAAGUUCAAGCUCAAGAGCUAACAUAACUCUUUCUGGGAAGAAAAGAAGAAAGCUAAUCAAACAGAUUCAACAUCUUCAAAAAGAAAAGGAAACAAUGGAUGUGGAGUCUCCAGUCUCACGCCCUGUAAAGCCUACGAAUACAAUGGAGAUUCAGAGUAGCUGCACAAAAAAGAAGAGCAAGAAAACUAAGGGAGACGUGGAGAUGGAGGAUGUAUCUGCUGAAAACCCUAUUGACGAAUAAUCAGAAAAUGUUCAUUUUUUUUUUCUAAAGGGACUGGAUUAUAUUUUUGUAUGUGUAAGUCAUAGACUCUUGAUACAUAAGAGACAAUAAUACGGAAAGUGUUGAUGGACUGUUGUGCAGUAGCCACUAUUUUUGCACUGGCAGACCAUGUGGGAGGCCUUCCUUUACUUGUUGUCAUCCAAUGUAAUUACAGACUGUGCAAACUCUUGCAACAAAUAUUAUGCCUUAAAGUAUAUCUGCAUUUCUAAGCAGGUUGUUCAUAACCUGUCUCUUGCAUUCCAUAGUUCAAAGUGAUGUAACUUAUUAUGUGGAGGGAAGACAAGAUCAUGCAGGGAUUUGUCUUUCCUGCCUCUAAGAGGCUUUGGAAGUAUAUUGUUUGAUUAAUUCUCAUUUGCAUCCACCUUCGUCAUGAAAAAAUAAGGCAGUAAAAUAUGAAAUAGUAAUAUAGAGUGUUUAAUUUUAUGUGGAAAAUGAACUGACAUUAAAAACACUUAUGUUUCAGUCUUUUGAU